CAAUACUAAAUAUCAUGUGUUGUAGGCCAAAUUGAUAGAUACUAAAAGUCAUCUGAAAUCAAGCUCGGGACCCAACUAUCCCCCACUGAAUUGUGAUCGUCUGUUCGUUUUUCAUCCGAAACGCGAGGCAGUCUGUCAACAUGGACCCGCACACAGCCUUGUCUUUUAUCUCUAUAGAAAAGUCCCAAAAGCCCAUAUCGGCGAGAGACCAAAGUCCGCUUCCCCCUGCGAAAGCGCACUCACGGACGCACACAUCCGCACCACAGGCCUCAGAGCCAAUUCCUCUCCAGGCUUUCGGCGCCUCGCCCGACGCAGCGCACACCAAUGGCCAAAAAGGACCAGAUGCCGACCUUGAACGCAGCCGUCCCAGCUCCCCUGGCCCCGGGGACGACGCCAACCCAGCGACGGCCACGGAGACCCUCCAGACCGUCUGGGACCCCUACAUGAACCGCUUCCGGGUCGCGUCGGCCUCGUUCAUGAACUUUGCCAACGGGCUCAACGACAGCGCCCCGGGCGCCCUGAUCCCCACCAUCGAGGAGCGCUUCGGCAUCGGCUACGCCGUCGUCUCGCUCAUCUUUGUGGCCAACGCGCUCGGCUUCAUCGCCGGGGCCGUCUGCAUCGACAGCAUCCGCGCCAGGCUGGGCGCCGCUCGCGGCCUGCUGCUGGCCGAGGCCCUGCGCGCCACUGGUUAUCUGAUCAUCACCUGCUCGCCCUCGACGCCGUUCCCCGUCAUUGCCUGCGCCUUCUUCCCCAUAGGUCUGGGCAUGGCCAUAAACCUGUCCACGGCCCAGAUCUUUUGCGGCUCGCUGCGCUCGGGUACCGCCACGCUCGGCUUCCUCCACGGCGCGUACGGCAUCGGCGGCACCGUAGGUCCCCUGAUCGCCACGUCCAUCGUCACGGCCCCCGGCGCCACCACGGCCGCCUGGUCGAGGUACUACUUCAUCACCAUGGGUGUGGCCGUCUUCAACGGCGUCCUCGCCUACGUCUCGUUCCGUCACUACGAGCCAGAAUCUGCCCAGCCUGCUCAGCAGUCGACAAACGACGGCAGCCCAGCUCCCGCACCACCCAAAACCUCCCCCGGUCUGGGCACCAUGAUCCAAGCCCUCCGGAGCCCCGUCGUCCUCGUCUGCGCGCUCUUUGCAUUUGCCUACCAGGGCGCCGAGGUCUCCAUCAGCGGCUGGGUCAUUUCGUUCCUCAUCACGGCGCGCGGCGGCGACCCCGCCUCGGUCGGCUACGUCACGGCAGGCUUCUGGGCAGGCAUCACCAUCGGUCGGCUGCUGGUCGCGGCGCCCGGCCUGAGCACGCGCGUCGCGGGCCGCGAGGCCCGGUUCGUCUUUGUCUGCACCUUUGGCUCGGCCGUCUUCGAGGCCCUCGUCUGGGCCGUGCCCAACGUCAUCGGAAACGCCGUGAGCGUCUCCAUCGUCGGCCUGCUGCUGGGCCCCGUCUUCCCGUGCGGCGUGGCCGUGUGGCUGAGGUUGCUGGGCCGCCGCGAGAGGCUGAGCGGCAUGGGUGUCAUUACUGCGUUUGGGAGCUCGGGCGGAGCCGCGGCGCCGUUCACGACGGGGCUGUUGGCGCAGGUGGUCGGGACUUUUGUGCUGCAUCCCAUCGUGAUUGGGCUUUUUGGAGUCAUGGCGAUUUGUUGGUGGUGGUUGACCAGAGACCGCAAGCGAGUUGAGUAG
Molecule: messenger RNA, 1679 nt
Organism: Pyricularia oryzae 70-15
Lineage: Eukaryota; Fungi; Ascomycota; Sordariomycetes; Magnaporthales; Pyriculariaceae
Exons: 1
Coding region: 141-1679 (512 amino acids)
Biological process (GO): transmembrane transport
Cellular component (GO): membrane
Molecular function (GO): transmembrane transporter activity
Source: RefSeq, a predicted model, not a curated record